AUGGCAACUGUGCAAGUGACUCGCCAGUCCCGGCUAGCAGAUGAUGCCGCGACUGCUGCCCUUUUUGUGACACAUCCUAAACGUAGGGCAUCUCUGCGCGAUCCGACUGCAACCAACACCCAGCACUUCAACCCACGCACGGUGGGCGAUACUCCAAACCUCAGCCACGCCUCCGCUGCCUCGGCCCUCGCACACGCGAAUCGCAAACCUGUCGAAGUAUGGCGGCCCCCAACUAGACAGCCUGUCGCCGAGAAGGCCGCACUAUGUGUGAAGGACUACGCCCCACCCCAGCAACCCCAACCCACAACUCAGCACAGCGCAGAGGGACUGGGAGCUGCAAUGCUCGCUGUUCGUGAACAGAGAGCAUCGGUCUGUCAGGGCCCUACGUCCGCUGGCCAUAGGCGUGGCAGCUCAGCAACCGAUCGUUACUACCCUACAGCCGUCGGUGGAAACCCGAAGGACAAGGCGCUCCAGGCUGCAUCGGGCGCUUACACGCUCUCGCGUAAAAGAGCCGACUCUGCACCCAGUGACCCGGGAGUUACCUCCGAAUUACCAUAUGGCCGUUCAGCCGCUGGCGCAUCGCGACAUGCUCGCGUGGAAGAUGAGGGCCCCCUUGAACACUUGGACCCUGCUAUGGAAGCAAGCCGGAUUAAAUAUGCCGCUAAAACUAACCCAAAGCUGUAUACUUCAUUGCCACCUAUCCAAAGCGAAAUUGAGGAACAAAACUACAAGAACUCGCAACGCGCUGCUGCCAUCUCCAUGGCAAAGGACAUGUACAGAGUCACCGGUACCAAACAGCAAGCCGGCCAAUCUCCCGCCGUCUUAGCAGCCCAAAAGGGACAGAGUCAACUAGGUUACCGCAAGACCGUAUCCACCGCGGAUGGUGCUGCCGUCCGGCGUGCGAUCGCCCUACAAGAAGCAGCGCAGAAGCGAGCCGCCGAGAAGCUGGCUCUUAUGCGGGAUGAGAAUGCAGACUACCAGCAAUACUACGGCACCGCGCCUCAACCACAACGGUCGCGCUUGACUACCCGUCGUAAGAGAACUUCGAGCGAUGCGGAGGCCUCUCAGACCGACGCAGAGCAGUCGCGACAGAUCCGGAGCCAGAUGACCAGCCUGCAGAGCAAGUUGGACCAAGUAGAUGUGCGAAAGACGAAGGAUCGUGAACUGCUUAUGCAGGCUGCCCGCCGCAAUGUGAACCAAACCCUGCAGGACAUGGAGGCACAAGUUUACGCGGACACCGGUCGUGCUCCGCCUUCCGUGCAGAAGGGGUGGGAUGAGGUUGCCCAGGAACGCGUGCGACGGGAGGCAGAGGACUUCGAAGCCACUACCGCCCAAGGGAAUCGAGUGAACAUUGGCGGCCAAAAGUAUAUGGACAUGGCCGACAUCGACGCUGUCGCUCGCUCCCGCCUCCAGCCUGCUUUCAAUGAGAUUACUGAGAAUGCCGAGCUACGGAGAGCCCAUGAUAUCGAAGCUCGUCUGGACGCUGAGGAGGAGCAGAGACAUGCUGCUGUGGAGCGUCAACGCGAAGCUGAUGUGAAAGAGUUGGAGAAGCAGGAAAAAGGUGCCAGCAAACGCGACAGCAAAUCCGAGGGCAAGCUUCCCAAAUUCUUGUUGUGGAGGAAAAAGGGCAAACGAGCUCGAGUUGAGGAAUCCCAGCCCGACGAGACUCAAGCCGUCUCGCCUGUUAGCCAAGGAGCUAUAGUAGAGCCGGCUCCGACUACACCCGUGUACAACCAUGCCUCGACGGACACUAUCCCCGACCAAGAUUCUAUUGGAGCAGAGAACAAUGUCUCGACGGUCAGCAUCCCCGGUGAAGCUUCUACUGUGACAGAGACAGCCGGCCCCGCAACGGGUGUUGCAUCCGUCUCCUCGGCCCCAGAGACUGAACCUGCAAAGCCCGAGGAAAACGACGUCCCCGCGGCAAUCCCACGGCGACCAACCCGAAGCCAGACCGAGCCUCCCCAGAUCGAGCAGCGAGAUUUAGCCGCCUCAGACCCAACAAUUGUGCACUACUUCACGCCACCAGUCACAAGCCCCCGCGCCGACACCAAGCUCAAGAACUGGUUCCGUGAUCGCCUCGUUCGCCGCUCCAGUGGCCCAGUCCCCGUCUACCCUCACCAGCCAGGCCCGGACUUCAACGCAGACAACGAACCCUCCUUUCAAGGCGGUGUCUCUCUAACCGGCCGCGACGAGCCCCGUGGCGCAGCACUUGGUUCACACCCUCUCGUGGCUGAACCUAUCCCCAUUCACAACAGAUCUUCGAGCUACUACAGCAAUGACUUGGAUGUGGCCAAGAUUAACAGUGCCGAGUCUUUGCCGAACUCUACCAGGCAAAAUCACAAUGGCAAGAAGAGGAACCGUCUGAGCAGGACAUUCUUCAAGGCUGUCUCCCGUAGCCCUGACGGGUCGAACGAUGGUGACUCCCGUCGUGACUCGGGGGUUCAAUCUUCGUCUAAGGGUAUCGGCGGAGGUAAUAUCCAGAGUCUACAGGAUAGUACUAUUGGGCAGAGUCUUCCUGGCGGGAAAAGAGAAUCGAGAUUCUCCGAGAAUCUGUGA
This is a messenger RNA of Penicillium hordei, 2556 nucleotides long. RefSeq lists its product as uncharacterized. Lineage: Eukaryota; Fungi; Ascomycota; Eurotiomycetes; Eurotiales; Aspergillaceae. Bases 1 to 2556 code for a protein of 851 amino acids. The transcript is spliced from 4 exons. Gene Ontology annotation, biological process: eisosome assembly. The record is from RefSeq and is a predicted model, not a curated record.